Fusarium venenatum is the source of this 1071-nucleotide messenger RNA. RefSeq lists its product as uncharacterized. Lineage: Eukaryota; Fungi; Ascomycota; Sordariomycetes; Hypocreales; Nectriaceae. The record is from RefSeq and is a predicted model, not a curated record.
AUGGCGGCACAACAAGAAAUAGAUCCUCGGGCAUUUUUCAAAGACGGACGUUUCUCGCAAACCUUCCACCUCCCAGCAGAUCCAUCUGAUGAUCGUGGGACAGCUAUUCAGGUCAAAUACGCCGACUACGGCUAUCGCAAUCCCUCUAACCCCCAAGAGGAAAAUGUUCUUCUCUUCUUCGCACCGCUCUGCGCAUCGCGCAUCAUCCAUUGUGCGAAAGACGAGCUAGCCAAGAAGCACCAUGUACGCAUCGUGGUAAUGGACCGGCCAGGCUUUGGUGGGACGGAUCCUGUCAAGUUGGAAAAGCGCGCCGUUAUAUGUCGAAAAAUGACACUGGCUCUCUUGAAGCAUCUUGAGAUUGGCAAAGUGUCUGUUGCAUGUCAUAGCGGAGGAACAGUGUACGCUCUCGACAUGCUGCUUCACCAUCCCGAGAUACUCCAUCCCGGGCGCUCAUAUAUGGCCAUCGGUGCGCCUUGGGUCUUACCAUCGAGGUCAAAUAUCUGGUCCAUGUCGUUUGUCAAAGCAUUACCUGUAGGCAUGAUGGCACAGGCAGACAAAGCCAUUGGGUUUUUCAACAAUACUCUAGGUCCAGCGUUCACCUCUUCUGUUGGUUUCAGUCAGUUGUUCACAACGCCAACUCCACUCGGUCCUGAAGGAGAUUCCGAAUUCGCCAAGUUCGAGGAGUCGCUAGAGCCUCAUCUUUUCAAAAUCGUUCAUGCGGAGAGUAUUGAAGGGUUCUCGGACGAAUCCCUGCUUCUUAUGCAAAAGAUAAAUGGAAUAUCUGGAUUUGGCGACUGGCUUGACUACGACGAUCUGGUUCCAAAGUUGGUGAGUGUGCUGCGAGAAUCUGGCCGACAAUUAACUAUCGAUGUUUUCUACGCCGAGACAGAUUCUAUGAUAGGUGCGCCUGAGACGGCAGGGCCACAAUGGAUGAAUGCUUGCUGGAAGGGAGAACAAGUUGGCGAUACCAUCAGUUACAAUGCAAAGACUAUCAAGGGGGCUGAUCACAACACUAUAUGGAGCAUUCGACGAGGUGUCCCGGAAGAGGUCUUCAAGAAACUGAGUCAAUGA